AUGGCUUUGCACAUCAAAUUAGAUGCAUUUUUGAAUACAAAACCACAACCGGAAUGGUUGAAUCAGUUAAGAGUGACUAUUGCAGUAGGCAAAAAGUUUGAGCAGAAAGGUGACUACGAAAAAGCCGCAAAAUGUUAUGAAACCGUCUUAUACUACGACCCCGUAGACACUAGAACGCGCGUCAAACUCAGUAAAUGUUAUCAGAAAUUGUUACAACCCGAACAAGCGGCACAACACCAGACCCAUGCAAUGCAGAACGAUCCCGAUUUACUCCAAACCAUCGAGAACGAAGCUUGUGUAAACUUUAAAUUGGGAAACUUUGAAAGCAGUUUAAUGACUUACGGUCGAUAUUUUAUGCAAAGGAAAACGUCGUUUGAUUGUAAUCAAGGAUUACUAAAAAUCAAUGAAGUUAUGGAUAACUAUUUACCUGCUAAUGGUAUAAUGAGUUGUUUAAAAGACACAAUGUUACAAAUGAUAGAAAAUGAACAAUUCUUCGACUUAGAUACAUGUGAAAAGUUAAAUGAUCCUAAAAAGUUUAAUACAAUUCACAAAACUCACAAUGAACAAACCCAAGAAGCAUACUAUUUACGGAACAUGGUACAAAACGUGAGGUUUUAUAGAAAACAGUUGGAUGUUUUACCUAAAUAUAAUAAACAUGAUAAAUUAGUUUAUGAACAAAUCCAAAAAGUUGUUCACACAUUUGAAACAGCUAAAAAACAUUUAUACCAAAAAAAACCAUUUUAUAUGUACGCAUGUCAAAGACCAAAUCGCCAGCUUAAUGACCAGCGAAAAAUCAAAGAUAUGGUCAUAUUACAAUUUUCCAAGUACAUUAAUUCAAUAGUUGAACACUGUUUGUCUGGAAAAAUCGAAUCAGCUCGACGACAAGCCGAACUAGCUAUGGAAUAUAUGGACGAACAUCGCUAUAGACCGCUAAAGGUAGUGAACACUUUGUACGAAGUAUUCGGUUUGGCUCUGUACUUGCUGAAUCGUGAUAUACCCGAGUGGUCGAAUGAGAUGAACGACAAGAGGAUAUUAUUCAUAUUGGGUUCGAGCUUCGACAAAAAGGACGCUUACAAUCACGUCUAUCACGAGUCAUAUUUCGGUCCCAAAAAUCAAAACACAAAGAGUUAUUUGAAGAAACUUUCCAGACAGUUAAAUGGCAUCGAGUUAACCACUUACAGACUGUACCUUCAGUACGAGCGGAUUAAAUGCUACAUGCAUCUAAAUGAUUUCAAAGCCACGAGACCGUUAACGAAAAAAAUGUUCAACGACGCUUGUGCUUUGGGUAGUAUCGCGUGGCAAGUGAAUGCACUAAUGCUGACGAUGAUCUCCGAGUCUAAAUUAGGCAACGGGCUCCAAUGUAUAAAAACCAUCGAAUUUAUAAUAUCGCUUAGUAGAACUCUGGGGGAUGAAAACGUUACCGCGUUUAUGAGAAAAAUGUGGAAAUUAUUUGCCACGGACCAAGUUCAAGUGCCUGAAAUAAGUACCGAAGAUGAGCGAAAAGCAGACUUGAUAAAAAUCAUGCCAGACUCCGAGAAUAUUUUACUUAUGGACAAUUUAUUAAACCGUAUCGAUAGAUUGCCCAAGGAAUGCCGGAUGUCUCUGAUGUUAGGAGAACCACCACAAAUGAACUGCGCAGAUCAUCGGGCAUACAUUAGACAGGAACCAUUGAUAGUCAAGAAGAGGUGGAAAUAA
Rhopalosiphum padi (bird cherry-oat aphid) is the source of this 1695-nucleotide messenger RNA. Its product is annotated as outer dynein arm-docking complex subunit 4-like. The transcript has 5 exons. The record is from RefSeq and is a predicted model, not a curated record. Bases 1 to 1695 code for a protein of 564 amino acids. NCBI's taxonomy places the organism in Eukaryota, Metazoa, Arthropoda, Insecta, Hemiptera, Aphididae. Gene Ontology annotation, molecular function: protein binding.